Clunio marinus is the source of this 1410-nucleotide messenger RNA. NCBI's taxonomy places the organism in Eukaryota, Metazoa, Arthropoda, Insecta, Diptera, Chironomidae. The record is from the annotation of a GenBank genome assembly.
AAACAGCAGAGGGCGCAAUAUAAAAACAUUGUCAACUGAAAUUUUUGCCGCUAAAUCAAUUAUAGCAAAUUUCUUGAAUUUAUCAAUUAAUUUAACAUCAAAAAAUACAAAAAUCAACCAAAAUGGAGCAAAAUUUAUCGACUGUUCAACUGAAUCUGAAUAGAGUCAACGAGAAUGCAUUAGUUUCAACUAAAAUCGCAAUGGAAGCAACUCCACGAAAAAUACCUUUUAGAGAUAAUACAAAUAAAACAUCUGAGUUACAAAAAUCAGCCGUGAAGUCUAAAAGUACAUCAGAUUUUGCGUCACCUCAGAAAAAACAGUUGGCGCUAGAUGACUUAGAUGACUUUGGUGUUGACUUUGAGUUUCCAAGUGAUAAAGAUUGCUUCUGCUGCGGUAAAGAUCAUCGUUCUCUUGGUGAAAUAUGGGGCGAAGGGUUGGCACUAAGCGAGGAAUUUUUGGAUCGAAUGGCGUCAAUGGACGAUAAAAUUCCUUAUGACGAUGAAGACAGAUCAGUGAGCCCAGAACCUGAGAUUAAGUUUCUAGACAUUAUUGAGUCAGAUGUUGAAUCAGUACAUGAAAUGAAAAUUCCUUUUGAUGAAUCUCUUUACACAACUGCUGUUGAUUUUGAUGAUGGUUGUUUAGAUGUAUCUAAACAUCAAGCAUCUGAUGUCAAUUCAAGUUUGGUUAUUCCUGAAAUGGAUUUGGAAUCUAAUAAUGGCGAUAGUUUAGAUUCAUCUUUAGAUUCCAGUUUGGUUAUUCCUGAAAUGGAUUUGGAAUCUGAUAAUGGUGAUAGUUUAGAUUCAUCUUUAGAUUCCAGUUUUGAAAUUCCUGAAAUCAAUUUCGAAUCGGAUUAUGAAGAUAACUCGAUUAUCUCUCAUUGGUAAAUUCAACGGCAGCAACGCACAUCUAAAAAGUAAUUUUAUCUCAUAAAUCAGAAAUAAGCGGUGAUAAAACUAUUCUUGAUUCAUGAUUUCAUAUUUCAUAUACGUUUCUUUCAUAAUAUUUAAUAUCCAUGUGUAUAGUUUGUCUUUCUAUUUUCUUCUUGCUACAAAGAGCAGAUUUAUUCAUAAUCCUAUCAUUAAUUAUAAUUCUUUUUAUUAUUUAUGAACGUGUCAUGCACUUAAGGCCUGAAAAUGCUUUGAAAAAAUAUUAAUAAACGACACAGAUAAAGUCAAGUAAAAUGUUGUUGAUGUAGAUAAGAAAAGUUAAAUUUAAUUAUUAUUCAGAGUCAAGUCAACUUUGUAAUAAAUUUAAUGAAACAAUAAAAGAAGUCAAGGAAUAUUCGUUUUCAAAGAAAGUUUUCCUUAAAUUAUGUAAAAAAGAAUUAUUACAAAACAUUUAAAUGUUCAACAGAAAGAUGAACGAAGCACUUGAAACUUUGACAAUGCCAGAAAAUUGCGAAAAAUAAAA